AUGGUGGAGGUGGGGCGCAAAGCCCUGUGGGAAUCAGUAAAGCGAAGGAGCCCAAGGGAAGCAAGGCCUGCCCACAGGGAAAUUCCAGGAAGAAAACUGGAAUGGGGACAGGGUCACUGUGACCACACUUCUCCUGGAAGCCAGCUCAGCUGGCAGACAGAGACACUGAGAGAACAGAAAGACACUAGGCUGGUGGGCCACACAGGACCACAGGCAGACAGGCAGAGCCCAGAGCAGAGCCAGCAGAGCCAACAGCUGCAGGUGGCCAGAGCCCUGGGGGAGGCUGAGGUAAAAUCUGCCCUGGAGCAGGUGACCCAGGAACGGGAUGACGCCAUAGCCAAGAAGCUGGCCGUAGAAGCUGAACUGGGCAUCUGCAGAGCCAAACUCCAAGCUACGGAGAAGCAACUGCUGGAGGUGGUGAAGGAGAAACUGGUGCUCAUGGAGGAGGUCGAGGCCUGGAAGGAUGAUAUGCAGGAGCUGGUCAGCCGACAGAUUCAAAGCCAGAUGCAGAGAGAAGGGAGUGAUCCCUGGGGGGACGGGGUAUCGGGGUCCAGAACCCAGCCUGGUCUGACCACCCACUUUUCCCAGUGGCAGUGGAGAUGGCGGAGGAGAGACAGUGGGCUGAAGCAGAUGGAAAACUGGCCUCCAAGUCAGGAAAAAAUGGCUUCCUAUUUUGCAUCUGAGAUGUAUGACUCUGGGCAAGUCAUCCCCUCAGUGACCUCAGAAAACUGCAGAAGAUGAAAUGUGGCAGAGCAGGCUCAGAACUGCAUUGGCAGAAGCAAUUUCCUCUUGGAAACUUCCCCUAGUCUAAUGAAGUCACACAACUGGUCUCCCCAGAAUGAUCUUAGGCAAUGCAAAACCACCACCUAAGGCCAAGAGAUCCUGGGAUCAUAAACAGAGAGCCGGAAGGGACCUCAAAAGCGUCUACUUAAAUCCAAUUCUCGUGCAAGUCAAAGACAUCACCCUGUGAUGUCAU
This is a messenger RNA of Vombatus ursinus (common wombat), 976 nucleotides long. RefSeq lists its product as uncharacterized. NCBI's taxonomy places the organism in Eukaryota, Metazoa, Chordata, Mammalia, Diprotodontia, Vombatidae. The transcript is spliced from 7 exons. The record is from RefSeq and is a predicted model, not a curated record. The coding region runs from base 1 to 741 and encodes 246 amino acids.